AUAAACAUGAGCAUGUCCAAUAAAUGCAUUCAGCUCAAAGUUUUCAUUAUUUUUAAUAAUUCUUCUUUCAAACCAAAUAUACCCAUUUUAUCAAUCUAUCUAUCCAUACAUGGAAGCCAGAAACUCAUGGCGCUUCGUGCUUCUUCUGGCUCUAGUUUUACUUCUCACAUGGCUUCACCUUCCAUCACUUCCAAACUCUAAAUUUUACUCAAGAUGGUACACCCCAAACAACACCUUCUACUCAUCAUCCCCUACCUAUCAUCACCUUGAAUCAGAAACUCCUCAACACCCUCUUGACCCUCUAACAAUCCAAGAGUUCAACAGGGUCAGAACCAUCCUCUCUUCUCACCCUCUCUUCAAGUCCUCGUCCAGCUACACUCUAAACUCUGUGGUCCUUGAAGAACCAGACAAAAAACUAGUCCUCAAAUGGAAAAAGGGUGAUCCACCCUUGCCAAGGAAGGCUUCCGUGGUUGCAGUUGUCAAGAGGGUCUCUCAUGUUCUCACUGUGGACCUCGAAACUGGCCAUGUCACGAGCCAUGAAAAUGAAACCGAUUUGGUUUCUGGGUACCCCAUGGUUACUCUAGAGGACCAAUUCGGGGUUCUAGAGGCUCCCCUCAGGUGCCCUGAGUUCAACAACUCGUUCACCAAACGUGGUGUGAAUUUAGCAGACCUGGUGUGCUUGGCGUUGUCUUCAGGGUGGUAUGAGAAACCGGAGGAGGAGAAUAGAAGGUUGAUGAAGGUACAGUGCUAUUCCAAAGAAGGCACUGUGAACUUUUACAUGAAACCAAUCGAGGGUGUCACUGCUUUGGUUGACAUUGAUAGAAAAGAGGUGGUAGCUGUUUCAGAUGAUGGCCAAAACAUCCCUGUGGCUAGUGGUGCCAACACUGAUUACCGUUACUCCAUUCAGAAGCUGAGUGGGGAGAUGAGGCUCCUGAAUCCAAUAUCCUUGGAGCAACCAAAAGGUCCAAGCUUUAGUGUUGAUGGGCACAUGGUGAAAUGGGCAAACUGGGAAUUUCACCUCAGACCUGACCCAAGGGCAGGGAUCAUAAUUUCACAGGUCAAGGUGAGGGACCCUGACACAUCAAUGCUGAGAAAUGUAAUGUACAAAGGGUUCGUAUCUGAGCUAUUUGUGCCCUACAUGGACCCCACAGAAGGUUGGUACUUUAGGACAUACAUGGAUGCUGGUGAGUAUGGGUUGCAGUCAAAGCCGUUGAACCCUCUGAAUGAUUGUCCACGAAAUGCUCACUACAUGGAUGGUGUGUUUGCAUCUUAUGAUGGAACACCUUAUCUCCAACCCAACAUGAUUUGCAUUUUUGAGAGUUAUGCUGGUGAUAUUGCUUGGAGACAUGCUGAAUGCCCCAUUACUGGCCUCAAGGUUACAGAAGCAAGGCCAAAGGUGACACUAGUGGUUAGGAUGGCAGCAGCCUUGGGAAACUAUGACUACAUCAUGGAUUGGGAAUUUCAAACCGAUGGGCUAAUCAGAGCAAAGGUUGGACUGAGUGGUAUCUUAAUGGUGAAAGGAACUACCUAUGAGAACAUGGACCAAGUUCCUGAAAAAGAAUAUCUUUAUGGAACCCUUUUGAGCGAAAACCUUAUUGGUGUAAUCCAUGACCAUUUUAUCACGUAUUACCUAGACAUGGAUGUUGAUGGGUCAGACAAUUCAUUUGUUCAGAUAAACUUAAAGAUGCAAGAGACGGCUCCGGGAGAAUCACCCAGAAAGAGUUAUUUGAAAGCAGUUAAAAAAGUGGCAAAGACAGAGAAAGAUGCUCAAAUAAGACUUCAACUGUAUGAGCCAUCUGAGUAUCAUGUGGUGAAUCCAUUGAAGAAAACAAGGGUAGGGAACCCUGUUGGGUACAAAUUGGUUCCAGGUGCCACAGCAGGUAGCUUGCUGGAUCCAGAAGACCCACCACAGAAAAGGGCAGCCUUUACCAAUAAUCAAAUAUGGGUCACCCCUUACAACAAGAGUGAGCAAUGGGCUGGUGGCUUAUUCGUUUAUCAGAGCAAAGGAGAUGAUACUCUUCAAGUGUGGUCCAACAGGGAUCGUGGAAUUGAGAAUAAGGACAUAGUUCUGUGGUACACAAUAGGAUUUCAUCACAUACCAUGUCAAGAGGACUACCCUAUAAUGCCCACUGUGUCAUCAAGUUUUGAUUUGAAGCCUGUUAAUUUCUUUGAGAGAAAUCCAAUCCUUGGAGUGCCUCCCAAUUUCAAAAAUGAUUUACCGGUUUGUAAAGGUCAUGAUUCAGGUUGAGAUUCCAUCGGAUGGAUUUUAGUCUAAGUACAUAUAGUUUAUUGGCUCUAAAAUCAUGAUUGUGGGAAGAAGAGCCCAGAAGAAUGUCUACUAUAAAGCUUCUUUAACUGUCUUCAAAGUUGUGAUAUUAUACUUCUUUACUUGUAUAUAUAAAGAACUGUGUAUGUGAUAGAACCCUCUCUUAUAUUACAGUUGCUUCCUUUCA
Molecule: messenger RNA, 2453 nt
Organism: Vigna unguiculata (cowpea)
Lineage: Eukaryota; Viridiplantae; Streptophyta; Magnoliopsida; Fabales; Fabaceae
Product: amine oxidase [copper-containing] gamma 2-like
Biological process (GO): amine metabolic process
Molecular function (GO): copper ion binding; quinone binding; primary methylamine oxidase activity
Source: RefSeq, a predicted model, not a curated record